This is a messenger RNA of Paramuricea clavata, 16108 nucleotides long. NCBI's taxonomy places the organism in Eukaryota, Metazoa, Cnidaria, Anthozoa, Malacalcyonacea, Plexauridae. The record is from the annotation of a GenBank genome assembly.
GUUUCAGACUCGGGAAUGACUCGGAAAUGUUCGGCUUCGAUGGCAUAUGCAUCCCAGAAUGCCGUGUUAGCACGUGGCGUCACAUGCAAGCUUCCUUUUCGCUUUGGGAAAGAAGAGAAAAUGGCUGCAAACAGUAAUUAUUACGGCUAUUCAGCCGGCGUUCAGGGCGCUCAAGUGUACGGCAAUACCAUGCAAAGCCCUCAGAUGACUCAAUCGGCUUACAGCGGGCAAACUGCGGCCGCUUAUGGCGCCCAAUCGACAACGCCAAGCGCCAAUGCUUACGGCACUGCAUCGCCUCGAAGUGUCAUGCCGGGCCAAAGUGCCUAUACACCAACAGCCGCUUCUAGCUAUCAAGCGACCGGUUUAUCGGGCAGUUCUUACGGAUACACAGCAAGGGUGCAAGAUUCUACCACUCAAAGUUAUCAAACAAAUGCGGCAAGUGCCUAUACGAGUCCAAGCUCGUACUACGGCCGUGAUAAUUCGCAGGUUUCGACCGCAUACGAUGCUUCGAAAACGGGCAGCUACUACAACCAGCAUGCUGGGACGACUCAAGCCUACGGCUACGGUUCCCCUGCUACAAAAUCGAUGUAUUCUGGCUAUUCGGCGCCGUCUAAUACGAGCAACCAAAUGUCGACUCCCACCGCUCCAAAACCGAGCACCUCGGUGACUGCUAAUGUCUCCUACCCUUACAAAGGGCAAGCUGGCACAAAUUAUAACCAAAACACAAGCUCCUACACUUCCCCAUCAAAUUGGUCCGGCUCAGCCGGUGGCUACCAGCAAACACAAGGCUACGAUGCUGCCGUUUAUAAUGCUGCUUCGUCUUACUUUCAACAGCAAGCACAGCCGAGGCAGAAAUGGGGAAACAACAAGAACAACAGCAACAAUAAUCAGAACAAUAAAUCGGGUCCUCCCAGGCAAAGAAAUCCACCGAGACAGCAGCAGGUUCAUUACUGUGAUGUUUGCAAGAUCAGCUGUGCUGGACCUCAGGUAUUGAAAUUAUGGUAAAAUUUAAUCGUGUAGAGAAGUAGUUACUUCUUUUUGGACAGUCUUGGCCAUUUUGUAAUUGGUCCCUGUGCAGGUCUUGAGUCUAUUUAAAACGUCAUGUUAAAAAAACUGCCAUUUUGGGUGGCAAAAAUAAUUUUGAGAAGAGAGAAUUGACCGUUUGUGCCACAAUCGGUGGUGAAGUGGUUAGCUCACUUCCCUUUCAACUCUAAGAUUGCUGGUUCAAGUCUCGGUGCAAUCUUGUACCCAGAGCAAUACCUGUGCGUGGGCUAGGAUGGCAUUGGCUCUGGGGAAAUUGAAUUUUUCCUGUGCUGUGAUUGGUCUAAUGUUUAUCAAUCGUGCAUGCUGACAAAGAAUCGGAACCCCUAAAUUUGGGGGUUCCGGUUGUCAAUUUCCCCAGAGCCAAUGCCUUCCUAGCCCGCCCACAGACAUUGCUCUGGGUACGAGAUUGGUCUCGGUGAGAACUUUCUCGACGCGACUCCAACCCAGUCCUCAUGUGAAAAGAGUAAAAGUCAACGCUCUGCCGAAAGUCGUGGGUUUUCUCUGGGUACUCCGGUUUCCUCCCACAGGGAAAGUUGACAGGGUGGGUUAGGUAAAAGUGCCCUCAGUAAUUGGCAUAUGCUGUUGUGUUGACCCUGCCCUACUUGGCAAAGCUAAAUAAAAGUUUAAAAAAAUAAAAAAUUAGCGAUUAUUCAUGUAACGAACUACCCCAUUUUAAUACCGAUUUUAUGAUGACGUCAUUAUGUCAGACAACCGAAUAAAGGUGACAUCAUUAAUUUCAUUUGUUAUGAUAAUUUCCAACUUAACAUAUUACUGCAACCAAAGUUUGUUAAAACAUUAAUUAACGGCACGAUUCGCGAAUUAUUUCGUUGUGGUCGUUUUUUCCUCACCUAGCAUGCUACUGUUUGUGUGAGAGGUUAAACAUUUGCAACCUGUUGUUCAAAAGGUGGUUAGCUUAACCCUAGGUUAACCUACAAUUCAAAGCAAACUUCUCAACAGCUUGUUUGUAAACUUGGAAAUAUUUUUUCAGAAAUUUGGUGUGGACCGAUGAGGGUUUUCUUUUCUGAAGUUUUGAAACAAACAGAUAUGCAGAAAUAAAAAACCAAAGGCCAAAACUUUUUAAUUGUGCCUCAAGCUGAGCCCUCGAGGAAGUAGUUGGUUUUUUGCCUUUUGUCCAUUUGCGACCGCGAGAAAUAGCUCAGUGAAUGUAAAUAAGUAGCUGUCAAGCUACGAUGAGCAACACUAGAAUUGUAAAUUUUAGACCCUGUUGUAUAGAAUGAGGCGGUUAAUUGAUAAAAUGAAAAAAUCAAUGUUUUUUGAAAACAAUGUUUAUUUCAAAAAAUCAAUGUUUAUUUCAAUGAAAUCGGUUUUCAAAUGAUACUUUUGUAAAUCGUAUUGUGAAUAUUAUCUUAUAUCAUGCAUACUGUAUUUCUUUCUUUUAUAAUCAGGUUGUUUAUAAUUAAUUAAUACAAUUGGUUUUGAAUGUGAGUUAGGUAGAGCUGUGCAAACUCCCGUUAUUUUAGCUCCGGCAGUCAAAACUCCGGCUCUGGAAAGGAACUUUUAAGGAAAUUUCAUUUUAAAAGUAGAAGCAGGCAAAAGUAUUUUGGUGUAAUUUCAGAAUUUUUUAUAUUCCUUUUUGAGCUUUCUCCUUUACUUAUCAAAUAUAUGUGCUGUGGUGCUUGUUUAAUUAAAAAAUGGUUUGUAGAAAGUAAAACUGCAUGGCAGCGUGGUAGUUUUGCCCAAAAUACAUUGGGGCAAGUAAUUAAACUUUAUAGUAACUUCGAAUCAUUCAACUUAAUUUUUUCAUUACCAAAAGUUCAUUGAAGUUUUUCAAAUUUUGAAGUUCAUUGAAAUAAUUUUUCAUAAUUUUGUCUGCCGCAGGUUUCCGGUUCUGGCAAAAUAUGCAGGAGCUCUGGCGCACAGCUCUAUGAGUAGGGUCAUGCAUGUAACUGUACUUCCAAACAUGUUUAAAAAAACUGGUUCACUCAUUUUUUCGGACAGGUUUUGUUUUUUAUAAAAACUGCUUCACCCUACUGCGCUGUAUAACUUGAUUUCUUUAUUGUAGACUUACAAGGAGCAUCUUGAAGGACAGAAACACAAGAAGAAAGAGGCAGCACAGAAGCAAAUGGAGGCUGCUGGAGCUGAUGGUUAUAGGUGUAGUCUAUGCGAUGUGACAUGCACGGGAACGGAUGCUUUUAAUGCUCAUCUUAAAGGUGCUAAGCACUUGAAGGUUGGUUACAAAAUUUUUUUUCUAGAAUAAUAAAUUACUGGUGCCCAUUGUAGAUACCAGCAUUUCAAUUUUGGUAUUCAAAACAAGGUCUGAAAUUUAUGUAGAUAGUAAAAUUUAGUUUUGGAUACCAAACUAUGAAUGACUGGUAUCCUGACUGGAUAUUAUAAAACCUCAAACAUUAUCUGAUAUUAGAGACCUUACGAUUUUAGGACGGCAACUAGAGAUGAGCCGAUCACUGAAAUUGCCGAUUAGCCGAUUUAAUUAAUCGGUGGCCGAUAAUACCAAAUAAUCGGCCGAUUAAUCAUCGGCCAAAGCCGAUUAUUUCCAUUUACACAUUUAGCAGUAGGCUUUAGUUGUUCAGGUGAACCUCAGAUGCUUUUGAGCAUUAAAAUAAAACUUGAGAAGCUACUGUAAUGUAGCAAAGACAAAAGUACUCGGCUACAGUAUCUCUGGCAUUCAUUCACGUCUCUUUCUCCCUUCUGAAGCUGGAUACAAAUUGAAAAGUUUUCCACUUCUUUUUCAUGACAUUCUCUUUUGUCUCAUGUAUGAUGUACUGGUCGUCCGUGUGCACACAAUGUUUUCACUAAGAGUUAUGUGCGCACACAAUGUUUCAUUCACACACAAUCCAGCUACAUGGUCAUGGGGGUCACAUGUACUGUAUAAGUGUUAAUUUUGCACUUAAUAAUUGCAUUUCCGAUGAAGAUAAAUGCAAGAUCUGAUUUGUAUACUGUAUGUCUUUGUGUAGCAGCUGCAUGCUGCUCUAUAACAUGAAAAGAUUGUCAAACAUGUGCAAAAAAAACACAAUGAAUACACAGAUUUUCAUUUAUUUCUAACAUAAAAAAGAAACUGGUCAAUAAUCAGCAAAUGGCCGAUUGUUUCUUUACAAUUGGCCGAUUAUCGGCCGAAUCGGCCGGUUAAUCGGCUUGGCCGAUUAAUCGGCUCAUCCCUAACGGCAACGCGACGGCAACUGCAAAAACAAUCUUCAAAUAAAUGGUAGUAAGAUAGUUUGUCGUAUAUUAUCAAUCGUAUGAAUUUACUGUUUUAGAAGUUGAAGACAUCGGUUUUAUAGUUGGGAAGAGUUCUGCUAAACCCAGUUUGAAGUUGCACUUGUUGCGGCUUGGAAUGCAGCCAUUGUAUCAAGACGUGAAAAUCUAUGAUUUAGCGUUGUAAACCGAGUGAGGACAAUGUCUAAAUUAUUCAUAUAUUGUAAUUACUCAAUUCUUUUCAAUGAUCUAUUGCAUUGGUAGCUGUUGCCGUCCUAAAAUCAUAAGGUCUCUAAUGUCUUUGGUGGUCUCCCAAAUAUAGCAUUGAAUACUAUGAUUCUGCCUUCUUGAAAUAACCAGACUUUGAUUUCCAACUUGGCAAUCUAGUUGUUGACUUUUGAGUCCCCUGUUGUUAUAAUUGUAAUGAACUUACUUUGACGGUUCAGGGAUGUCAAAAUUUAUGGUAACCAGAAGUGGAAUAGUAGACUCAGGGAGGUGGGAUACUUUGAAUCUUGGUGUCCCAGUGGGGUACUUAAAAAUAUUUAAAUUUCAGACUCUGCGAGAUAAGGAACUAGUGUCCAGUUUUGAUUCUGAUGAGUAAUGUAUUUCAAGCAUAUCCAAAUAGGAUUAGCAAGAUUUUCGAAUCUGGUCCCCAAAUGAAAACAAGAAUUUCUAGAUUCUAAUGGAUUACUUUGAAUAGCAGCAAGGUUUUGAGAUUUGCACAGUUUUUGCAUAUUAUUGAGCUCCCAAUGAUGAUAAAUUUUCCCUGACUUGAAACAUGGAGGCAAAUAUUAAGUGAUUUAAUCUGAGGGAGCUCCAUGUCAGGCUUGUCUAUUUUUUAGUAUAAAAUUGAAUGCCUUGUUUUUACAGUGGAUCCUUUCUCUUGCCUGAAAAAAAGUGUCAUGAAUGUGUCGUUAUUCUCUUUAUUCUACUAUUCACUGUAUGUUCCUUUCUAUCUCAGACUGUAAAACUACAUGAAAAGCUUGGAAAGCCAAUACCCGAGGUACUUUCAGCAGAGGCCCAGGACAAAGACAAGAAAAAAGAUGGUACUGUAAAGACACAGACACCGAAACCUUCAUUUAGGAACAAUCAACGUAGGAACAGGAAGCCUUCUGCACCCAAGAUUACUUUCAUUGGUGGUACAACAUUGAAUUCAUCAACUGGAGAGACCUCAUCAACUGCUGCUGUUGCAGAUACACCAGAAACACCAGAUGCAGAAACUGCUGCCGCUACACCAGAUGAAGGCGAGAAGAAAACAGUGACCCCAGCAUCUGAAGAAGGAAAGGAGUCUAAAUUUGUUGGUAAGUUGUAGCUGACUUUCUUUUGAGCUGUGUGUGAUUGAUCCUUUAACUCAGAGUGAAAUUAUAUUAUUUUACUCUGUCUAAUGCCCAUGUGUCUUUAGUUAACCCGUCGGACUAUUUGCCCAUGUGUCUAGUUAAUACCCAUUGAGUUGCAUUGUACCCCAAUGAGCACUGACCAGUGCCAAAUUAAUCUGGUUUGCCUUUCAAUUUAUUUUAUCAGGUGAAGACUAUGUUGAAGAAGUGAAGAGUGAUGCUGGCAAAGUAAUUGGGUUUGAGUGUAAGUUAUGUGAAUGCAAGUUCAAUGAUACACUUGCCAGAGAAGCUCAUCUAAAAGGAAGAAGGCAUCAGCUUACAUAUAAGGUAAAAAAUUGCCAAGCCAAUUCUUUUUUCUUAAUAAUUUUGUUUGCAAUUUAGGUUUCCCAUUGAUAUUGAAAUGCAUGCAAGGAAAAUAUCUGCCGAGAAAGUCGAAUUAUGAUGGACAGUGCAAUAAAUUAUUAUAAUCAAAUCUUGUUGACAAAGAUAACUGGUGGACAGUUUUUGUCUGAACUUUAUGUAUGUGCUCCCAGUGAUGAUAACUUUUCCCUGACUUCCACAUGGAGGCAAAUAAAUAACUGAUUUAAUCUGAGGGAGGUUCUUAUACAACAUUCCUAUGGCAUGUUAUAGACUGUUAUACAUGUGUUUGGAAAUUUUAUGGUAUAAAAGGUGGAAUAACAUGCAAUUUGAUUGGCCAAUAUGACUCAUAAAAUUGUCUGGCAAAUAAUAAAAUCAUCGUAAAAUAAUAAAGAUGAGCUUUUGCUAUUGGGCAAAAGCUAAUAAAUAUGUUUAUCCAAAAAAGUUCAGUGUAUUUGAAUCAGCCUAGAAAUGCUAAUGCAUGGGCCAUUUUUAUAUGUAGAAGAAAGUUCAACCAGAUUAUGUUGUGGAUCAAAAGCCUAGUAGUUCAAGGAGCAGACAGCCAUCUCAGCCACGCUCACUCAUGGAUGAUAAAGCAAGACGAAGAUGGGAACAAGAUAUGUACUGGAGACAGCAAGAGGCUGCUUGGAGGAAUGAAGAAGUCAGAAGGUGUGUUUCUACAUUACACAAUAUCCUUGAGCCCAGGGCUCGAAUUUUAUCGCGGCAAUUGCCGUGGAGGGAGAACAAAAAGCCAUGGAUCAUUGCGGCAACGACGGCAAUUUUUUGCUGUAUGGUGCAAUUUUUAUACUAUUCACUGUGCCUUACUACUUUGAUACUUGAAUUCAGAUGUUGAUCAAAUCAUGUGUAAAUCACUAUUUUAGUCUCAGUUUUCUUCGAAAAAAAAACACCAAAGAAAUACGUAGACAUGUUUCUAGCUUGUCAAAAAUCCAAAGUAACAAUAAAAUUAAAGUUUUAUUACAGUAAUUUGAAAAAUGCUGUGGAAACUGCCAAAAUUGCCGUAGGCAACUGUUACGUUCUACAGCAAUUUUUAACGCCAUUGCCGUCGAUUGAUUUCAGAGAAAUUCAAGGCCUGUUUGAGCCUGUUCUAGUAUAUUUUUCUUCUUGGGUGUGGAUGGAUAGUCCAGCUUGAUAGUACAAUUUUUAUAUACUGUAAGGUUCGGGCCUCAAUUAAGUUUAAAAAAUAAUUUAAAAAUCCUUGGGCUGGUGCCUCUUGAUAUGCACAGAUGCCACAGAUAAUAAACAGUUUUGUUUCAUACCUCCUCCUGUUAUUAAUAUGAUUUUAAUAUUUUAACAUUGAUCUGAAAGAAUAUGGAUGUGAUUUCUAGAUGGGGUGAAGAGGAAUAUUGGCGUCGUUUAGAAGAGGAAGAAAGGAUGUGGGAAGAACAAGAAAGUCAUCGGCAUGAGAUGGGGUGGGGACAUAGAUCACGUCCUGAUUUCCUUCCCCCAGACAUGAUGGUAAGACCUCAAUAUAGUUUACACAUAUGUUUAGGGGUGCACCGGAUUUGGAAUUUUCAAAUCCGGCCGGAUUUGGACAAAAAUUCCGGCCGGAUUUGCCAGAUUUGAGAUAAAACCGGUAAUGGGGACAAUUAGGGAUAAAUUGGGAUAAUUCAGUAUUCAAAAUGGCGGUUUAUGUUUUUUACUAUUUUUAGUUAGCGUCAGUUUAGAUUUUUGAUUGUGUUUAAACCUUUUUUAAUUUAAAUAUCUUUUUGUUAAUAACUUAAUAUUUUAUAGUAGUAUAAGUGUUUUUUAAACUUUAAAGCUACCAAAUUGAUGGUUUAUCCCAUUCUUGGUUUGUUGUUGGGGUUGUUGUUGUUGUUGUGGUUGUUGUUGUGGUGAUUUUUUAAAGGUGAAAACAGAAAUUUAAAUCCGGCCGGAUUUUCUCCAAAUCCGGCCGGAUGCCGGAAAAUUUGUUAAAUCCGGCCGGUGCACCCCUAUCUGAAACCAUUAAAAAAUAUUCAUCACUAACUACUGUAACCUGUGAAAAACAUAUACUUUGUCACAGUUGUAAGUAAAACACUCGCUGUUCUUGACAGCACAGAGACAUUUAAGCACUAAUAUUUCUUGUUAACAGUUGCUAGGUUAUUAGUGGGUGUCUGAAUUUAUUCACAUAUUCCCAUGUAGUAUCCACCGCCUAACAUGGCUCGACCAAGACAAGACAGUCAAGAUGAUCGUUUGGUAAUGGCAAAACACAAACAGAUCUAUCCAAAUGAACAGGAACUAAGUGCUGUGCAGAGUAUUGUAUCUGCUGCUGAGAAAGCAUUGAAGCUGGUAUCUGAUAGUAUUGCAGAAGAAGAAGUGCCUGUUAAAGCAGAAGUGAACGAAGAGGAGAUGGAGGUGUCUGAGACACCAGCUAAAGAAGAAAAAACAGAAGAGGGUGAACAAGAAAAGCCAGAUGGUGAGAAGAUGGAAGGUGAAGAGAAGGCAGCCGAAACUGAAGAAGAGAAAAAGCCUGAAGAAACAAAGAAACCAGCAGCUGCUAAGCCAAAAGAGAAGAGUGAACAAACACCGCCAAGUUAGUAUUAAAAUCUUUAGCAUUUAGCAAGAUACUGUAUUGUAGUAUAGAACAUUAGCACAAUGCAUGGGGCGCUUGUAAGGGGUGGUUCUGCAAUCUUGAAUCACAUAGGCAUAUUGUAAAAGUUUAUUGUUGACAUAAUGAUCAAAUAUCCUUCGCUUGUAAUGACAUACACAGCUUAGCAUACAGUUGCUGGUAUUAAAAUCUUUAGCAUUUAGGAAGUGUAUAGUAUUAAAUUAUUUAGCAAGAUGCUCUAUAGAGCAUUAGGUCACUACAUGGGGCAUGCUUAUAGGUGUGGUAGUGCAAUCUUGAAUCCCAUAUAGGCAUAUCGUAAAAGUUAAUUGUUGACAUAAUGAUCAAAUUUCCUUUGCUUGUAGUGACAUACACAGCUUAGCAUACAGUUGCUGGUAUUAAAAUCUUUAGCAUUUAGGAAGUGUAUAGUAUUAAAAUCUUUAGCAUUUAGCAAGAUGCUCUAUAGAGCAUUGGGUCACUGCAUGGGGCAUGCUUCUGUAGGUGUGGUAGUGCAAUCUUGAAUCACAUAGGCAUAUUGUAAAAUUUAAUUGUUGACAUAAUGAUCAAAUAUCCUUUGCUUGUAGUGACAUACACAGUUUAGCAUACAGUUGCUGGUAUUAUAAUGAUGGAGUCUCAUCCUAAAGACUCAUUGAAUUUUUCUUUAUAAUUGUAUUGUUCAGCUUUGAGUGGAAGUAAGAUUUCGUAUAUUAAAUGCCUUACCCUACAGUUCUCUAUCCAGUGUAACUAUGACCAUGAGAUUGAGUGGAAUUUCUGGAUGCAAUUGAAUAAUUGAUUCUAUACUUUCUGUGUGUGUUCACUCAUUUGCAUCCAUAAGGAAGAGACAACAUCGCGAGUGUGUACUACAGUAGGUUUAGCCGCAGCAUAAUGUAUUCGUUGUUCACCUUAUUCUGUUUGGCAGGAACCCUGAAAGGCGUUAUGCGUGUUGGAGUCCUUGCAAAAGGUUUACUUCUCCAUGAAAGACUGGACGUUCAACUUGUUGUUUUAUGCCAAGGUAAUUUCUUCAACUGUCAUUUAAUAAUAAUAUGUUAUUAAAAUACUAGUAUUAUUACAUCGUUAUUUGAAAAUAUCACUAAAGUUUUGACUAUUUAUAUUAAAGACAGUCUUGUAACAUUCAAUCAAUAAGCGAAAUUCUCAUCUACCUUCCAAAGAACUUCGAUUUAAGAUUUUACAUCUUUCAUGUAAAACCUUUGCUCUACAAUCGUAUUGAAAGCAUGUGUAUUUAUCCUUUAUGAAUUUACUUUCUAGACCGACCAACAACACAGCUUCUGGAACGAGUUUCAUCAAAACUGCCUGAACAACUAACUGUAAGUGGCAGUGUAUGCCUUUCUGUUUUUACCAAAACACUGGUAUUUGUUUUUGUAAACUGUGUAAGUAAGUGAGCAAAGGAUGUAAGUUAACUCGACCUCAUCAAGUCUAAUGUUUUCCAAGGGCGCCUCUGUUAGCCACCUUAUGACUUGUGCCUGGUCCUUGAACUCCUUGAAAGGUGCUUGACUACUUGAAUUGAAAAUCAAUUUCAAGAGCUCCUUGAAAAGUCCUUGAAAAUACCAAAUUUGUUAAUUUAAGUUCAGAUAGAUAGAUGUAAGAUGGAUAGAAAUUUUAUUUUUACGUACACACCAACCUGUCAACCGAAGCUGAUUUCCACAAGGGGCGUAUGCCAAAAAAAUAAAAAUUUUACAUGUACCAGAAAAUUUAGAGCUAUUUACCAAAUCUUUUAAAAUAUAUAGAGUAUUAAAAUAGUAAUAUAUAUUAAUGAGUUUUAAAAUAGUAACAUAUUAAUGUCUAAUGAGAAAGUUGGUAGACUAUUUACAAGUACAUUAUUUACAAUACUUAUUACUUGUAAAUGUGAGCAGCGAUUUUAUUUCGAAUAUAAUUGACUUAUAGCUGUCAAUAAUAGUUAGUAACUACAAUUCAUACUCGUUGCUGUAAGGAUUCAUAAUAACUUUCACUCUUUGUUAUAAUUGAUGUUAUAAUUUAAUUUGGCUACUGAAUGUGAUUAAUGAACCACAAUUUUUUUUAUUAUUUCAGAAAGUUAGUGAUGAGAAAUAUGAUGUUGUUGUUGAUGGUUCCCUGAUUAAAGUAACGACCUCUAAAGAACCAUCAAUCACUGUCUUGAUCACGUUGACGUCACCUGUGAUGAGAGACGAAGUCGAGGCUGCACAAGGUAACAAAAUGUCCUGUCAAUCUUUCGUGCUUAUCUACACUGAAAACAAUUCAGUGACAUUUCCAACCAUUGUAAAAAUUAUAAACUGGUUUUUCAGAUAUAUGUUUCUUUUUCUGAAUUUUAUUAUUCUAAAGUAUUUUUUCAGUUCUUUUACAAAAUUUAUAUCUUGUUCCACCCAGAUUCUCGAAACGGUAUAGAUUAGGUUGCGUUUAACAAUUCAUUCAAGUGCAUAUAAUUUAAAUCGACAGUUUAUAAUUUUUGUAUUUUAAAUAUCCUGAUAUGUGGAGCCAUUCUAAGGUAAGUCCAAAAAUUCCUAAAACUUUAAAAAUUACAUGUCUAGAAAAUAGUAAUGAAUUUAUCUCAAUGUUUUCUUUCUGAUUGCUAAUAGUUUGUUUAACCUAAAAAUAUGCCCUUGAGAAAACGUGUUUUCAUAUAAAAAAUAUCCUUGUGAAAAAAUACGGACAUGUUUGAAUAAUGGUACUUUUCUUGUAUCACCAUCACCUUCAUUUUGGUAAGGGGGUGGGUUUGAAAACAACGUUGUGAUUGCUAUCAUAUUAUUGUACACCUAUGCUAAUUUUUUGUUCUUUUGCUGUUGUAAUAUUCUGCAACAGUAUCUUUUGUUAGUGAAUAUGAUAUUGUUCCUCAGAGAUACAGGAGAGGGUAUUGGAAGGAGAUUUGACCCAUAUAUAUUUGAUGCUCCAUUCUCUAAUACAUACUUACAUUGUAUAAGAAAAUUUUGGCAAAUCGUUUUACUUGAGAAAUAGUAUUGGCAACAUCAGGAUGAUCUUUUUUUAAUUGUCACUUGGAACACUUAAUUCUACAUUUGAAUGUUUAUUGAAAAUAUGUUACAUUCGAAAAAAGAAUAUCCUUUUAAAGUUUCCAAAAGAAUGAAAGAUUAAGGUGUUCAUUUUCAAACCAAAGGACAAUUUCAAGAAAGAUUUUUCUGUUGCUAAACAAGGAAUAAAGUACAAACUUGGAAACCCAUAAACUUUUUAGUAAUUAUGUUUUUAGCAUUUUGGUUUAAUAAUUGAUAUUACUAGACGUAUAAGUAUAUAUACUGUGAAGUCAUAUCAAAGUUUUUCAAGAUUUCAUUGAAAAUGGUGAAAAGUUUGCUUAUUUUAUUCUGAGUUGCAUGAUUCUUGUUUGCUACCAAUAACGUUCUGACAUUCGGUUAGCAAUAAAUUUGUUUCAUUUGAUUUCAUUUAAUUUUCUGAACAACUUCUAUCAAUUUUCUUAAGUUCAGUUACCAAUAAAUUUGCUUAAUUUCAUUUACAUUGAUUUAAAAACAAUUUCCUGUAAAUUUGGACUGUUUUUGUGAUUUAAUUUUUUUUUAUCCCUUUCUAUUUUGUGUUAUUGUGAGUCUUUUUCCCGGAGCAUCAAAGACCGUUUCUGUGUUGCACAUCAGUACUUGGUGUUGCACACAUUAAUAUGUCUCGUGCGGUCAAACACAUCCUCGCCAACUCCUGACCCAGUUCACUCUGAUUUAGCGGAAGAACAAAAAGAUGUAUUGGAUCGAGACAAAUGUCUGGAGGCAUUGGCAUCCCUACGUCAUGCUAAAUGGUUCCAGGUUCGACUUCUACUUCAUGUAGUAUUAAGUAAACUGCAUCGUACACAUGAUGUCUUCUCGCUAUGAAUUGGACAUUGGCCUUGUCAGUGAUGCAAGCUGUUUCCAAUGAUGAUCUUAUUUUUCCUGACUUGUCCGUGGAGGAAAAAUAAACUGAUUUAAUGAGUCUGAGGAAAUAGCAUUGAAUUACACAGAGUUGUAUAGAGCAAAGUUUGGUCGUACGCACUGUUUUAUGCUGGGAAAUCGUUCAAAGCAUUUUUUUCUAAUCUAAAGGCAUUGCUAUAAAAUUUGGUGAUUUGGCUAUAUCUAAAAAUUGAAGUGAAUUUGCCAAAAAACUUAUUUUCUCACAAGAACGUUAUGUUAUUACGUUCGGCAAAGGUAUAAACGAUAUUUAAACCAGCUAAAUGCAAACGAGCUGCGUUAUUUCAAAUUGCAAACAUUGCUAUCCUGUAAUGUUAGUCUUUUAAAAUUUCUAAAUAAAAAGUAUUUGUGGUCCAGUUUAACUGAGAGAAGAUGUUAUGUUUACGAUGCAGUUUGCUGUUUAGAGUUCCAUUCUUAAAUAUCCCCUUCGUAUAGUUAAUUUUUGUGUGGAGAUUGCUUGCCAUAGACAAUGUGCAUAAGAUGAAUUCCUUUUUAAUCAAAAACCCUUGUUACUACCAUCAUUUGUUGUGAUAUGUGACAUGUAUUAAUGUAACUCCAUUUGAAGUGAAGGUCUUUUGUCUCGUGAUUAUUAAGGCUAUAGCAUGCAUUGUUGUGCGAAACGUUCAUGUCUAGGAUGGAAUUCGGGCACGUAGUCUGUGUGCAGGCAACUUGACCAAGCCAGUUUCGUUCUAACAAAUGUUCAUGUUUUAGGCUAAAGCUAAUGGUGUCCCAUCAUGCGUUGUGAUCAUUAGGAUAUUGCGUGAUAUGCGCGAUCGACUGCCAGUCUUCACUCCACUAAAUAGCUGGGUAAGUACUCCGAUUCUCUACAGAUUUGUCGUUGUAUGGGACGUUUUCAGAAUUACAUUGAAAUCUGUUGCACAAAGUUUAAAUGAAGUACUGUACUUUUUCUCUAUUCAGUCAUUGGAACUGUUGGUUGAGAAAUGUUUAAGCAGUGCAGAACAACCUCUAGGACCUGGUGAAGCAUUCCGUCGCGUGCUCGAAUGUAUUUCUUCUGGAAUUCUCUUACCCGGUAAGUAGUAUUUAAAGAAAUAUGUUUCUCAGAAUUUGACACAAUAUUCAUGACAGAAACCCAGUCAACGUAAAGUUGACUCAGACUGGAUUCGAACUCGCAUUGCGCUAUCAAGUCAAGCUCAACGAGAGCACAAGUUCAAAUCCAUAUUUAAGUGCACCAGAUAUUCUCGCGACUUAUCAACCGCCUAGUAAAGCCGGACUUAGAAACUAAUCAGCUAAAAAAUAUGUAAUUUCUACAUUAAAUGAUGCAGUGAAUUUUCGCGUUGGGGCCUUAGCAUAUGGCAAGGCGGGCUUCAAUUUCCGCCAUCUUUGGCUUAAAAAAAAAACCCUGAGUUAUCAUUCGACUUUUUAUAGAGUUCACUGACUACACCUAGUUACAAGUCCAUUUACACUGGACGCGACACAUGCAUGUAAAUCAAGAAUAUUAUAAUCCGUUUUCUAGGUGGCCCUGGCUUACACGAUCCAUGUGAGAAAGAAGUCACAGAUGCUUCCAAAGAAAUGACCGCUCAAGAACGGGAAGACCUUACAGCAACUGCACAGGUAUGGAACGUACUAAGUCCACACAACUUGUAAUUGGAGAGUGUACAGUAUAUUUUACAAGUUGCAAGAACUAACUUCUAUUAUAUUUGCAAUAUAAAUAUAUAUGCAAUAUAAAUAUAUAGAAUGUUUUGCAAGAACUAACUUCAAAGAGAAAUUUUAGUUAUAUGGGGCUAAGACCUGGAAUCAGCAUCUAAAUGAUAAAUUGUAAAUAUUAUAAUUCCAUUUCAAACUUUUUCACUUGCAAAUAUUACACGGCCCUAUGAAAAUCAAUGUCAAUUGAUAGGUUACCGUAUAUAAAGAUAAUUAAAUACAAUGAAAUGUGUUCGCUCGAGGUAGUUGCAUCGCAUAUUUUCCAGACUUGUUAACAAUAUUUUGCAAGUCGUAGUCAAGUCAUUUCGAUAUUGAUCAAGUCAAAUGCAUUAGGACAACCGAAUUGAUUUAUUUCUGUUUUGUAGAAUUAUCUUCGUUUGCAAGCGUUCCGUCAACUUCACAAGGUGCUUGGCAUUGAACGGCUCCCCCCAUCCUCUAAAUUCCGUGGCGGACGAUACGGUCGUGGUGGAAGAUUCAAGAGAAGAAGAGAGGACAGCGGUCAAGGAGAUGGCAGUGCAAAGAAGGAGAAGAAAGAUGGCGAAGAGGAAGGGGAAGAAGAAGGCAAGAACGGUGACGCCACAGCUGAGACAACCAGUGAAGUUGCAGCCACAACAACUGAAGAACCUGUCGAAAAUAAAUCCGCAGAACCAGCUGUUGCUGAAGCGACCUCUUAGAUUUUAACGAGCAUGUAAUGUUUCCCUUCUUACCCUCGUUACAUUUUAUUCUAAACUUUAUCUAUCGUGGGUAUUAUUAAAAAUAAUUUAAUGUUUAUAUUUCUAUAUGCAGAGCUGUAGUUGACAAUUGUCCAUUACUGGACCAUUACUGUUUAAUCUAAUCUUUUACAUAUUUCGUAGAAUUUGCUACGAACUUUUACUUAAUGGAACAGUUUACAGAAACCUACACCCGUUUGGUAGGAAAAGAAUAUUGGCCCCGUGGCGUAAAGCAAAAACUUCUGAUUUUAAUAUUUAAUGUUAAGAGAGUUUCUUUUAUUGAAUCUUGCUUUAAAUAGUAUUAAACAUGUCGAAUAUAUGAGUUGUAUGAAACAAUAGUAUAACAAUGAUAAAUUUGCAUAACGAUUCACUUUAACGAUUAUACAACACGGAUUGUUGGAUGUAACUGGUGAAAUUCUUGCCCAUAUCUGAGUUUCAUAUUACAUCCAGCAAGUAUAAGGAAUUUCAAUAUCAGGAUACCCCGACUCAUUUUUAAUCGUUUUACUUGAUGACAGAUCUAUUUGUAAGCUACAAGAAUAUGUAAAAAAUGUUUGAACUUGUUAAAGUUGUAGGGUAUCCUGCAACCUAUUAACAACACCCACAAACAGUAAUGGGUUUAUCUUCCCUGUCUUAUUUCAGUGACAUGAUUACGAGUCUUGAGCUUGGUAAAAGCAAGUGCAAUAAACUUCAGAAUCAAUUCCAACAGUUCGCAUACGGUCAGAGCAGAAAUGCCAAUCCAUAACCCCAACUGUCCACCAAUGUCUGCCAGAAGAUUGGUGGUCUGAAAAACCAAAAAGAUGAUUUUUGGGAUCGGCAAAAAAAAAGUUUAGCGUUUUUAUGGGUGGAAUAUUCGAGCGCUUUGUUGGCCCAUCUACGCGACACGACUAAAGCCAAUUUUCCACUUCAGUCGUAACAAGUUGUUACCAAUUUGGAUAACAAGUUGUUACGAACAGCCGUAUUAAUCUUGUUGUAACAACUCUGUUACCGUAGGACUUGCCCCUGAUGUCAGCUUGACAACAACCUUGUCACAACUUGGGCGUUUUUACGUGUAUAGUCAACAGCUCCAUAUAUACCUCGUAAGAACGUUUUUCCUCCACAAUUUCAUAAUUCAGUUCACUGUAAAAUAUGUUUAACUGUAAGGUACUUUGGCUAGACUGGCUGCUAAAAGAAAGAUAAGAAAUCCAUCAAUUACAAGCAUAUAUUGUUAAAUCUAUUGUACAGGGAUUAUUCUACGGAAACCAACUAAGCUACAGAGUCCAGUUGUGUAGCUCUCAGCUCGGUUAGAUCGCUGCACCAGAAUCGUAGGUUCGAUUCCCGAUAGAGGGCCGUGGUAAAGUGCUGCUGCGGGGGCAACUGCCCCCAUUGCCCAAACAUUGCGGGGGCAACAGGUUGUCCUUU